Molecule: messenger RNA, 411 nt
Organism: Spinacia oleracea (spinach)
Lineage: Eukaryota; Viridiplantae; Streptophyta; Magnoliopsida; Caryophyllales; Amaranthaceae
Product: putative F-box protein At1g31072
Exons: 1
Coding region: 1-411 (136 amino acids)
Molecular function (GO): protein binding
Source: RefSeq, a predicted model, not a curated record
AUGGAGCAAGAAGAACAAUUGCAGAUGCUUCCAGAAGAGAUGAUAGUUGAGGUUUUCUUGAGGCUUCCUGCUAAAUCCGUUGGCCGAUUUCGUUGCGUCUCACAUCGGUGGAAUUAUCUUCUAACCCAACCUCAAUUCAUCAAAUCCCAUCUCAAUCUAACCAAACAACACCCAACAACUGCGGAAUCACUCAUCCUUGUUUCCCAUGAUCCUAUGAACUCAUAUUCUACCCAGUGGAACAAUGCCCACCACAUGUUCGACAAAAUCACUUGUUUUGCUACAAAACUCACUUUUGACGAUCAUCGCUUUUAUCCAGCAGAUUCUCUAUAUGGUUCUUGGGAUGGGUUGAUCUUAAAGCGGAAUUAUAAUCGAAAGAAGUUGUUUCUGAUCAAUCCAACAACACGAAAGUAA